This is a messenger RNA of Colletotrichum higginsianum IMI 349063, 795 nucleotides long. RefSeq names its product Centromere/microtubule-binding protein cbf5. The coding region runs from base 1 to 795 and encodes 264 amino acids. The transcript has 3 exons. Gene Ontology annotation, biological process: endoplasmic reticulum unfolded protein response. Gene Ontology annotation, molecular function: ubiquitin-specific protease binding; misfolded protein binding. The record is from RefSeq and is a predicted model, not a curated record. Gene Ontology annotation, cellular component: endoplasmic reticulum membrane; Hrd1p ubiquitin ligase ERAD-L complex. Lineage: Eukaryota; Fungi; Ascomycota; Sordariomycetes; Glomerellales; Glomerellaceae.
AUGUCCGAGUUUCUGGAUGUUUACUGGCAAGCGCCACCUGUCGCAAGAACAUUUGCGACGGCCGCCUUUGUCACGUCUCUGUCCGUCCUCCUCGGCAUUGUGAAGGCGUACUGGUUUAUCUUCCUGCCGGACUUUCUUUUCCAGUUCCCGCCUCAGAUCUGGCGUUUCGGGACCAAUUUCUUGCUUACUGGCCCCCAACUCGGCCUGCUCUUUGACACGUACUUCCUGUACACGUACCUCACUGCCCUCGAGAUCGGCAACCCAAGGUUCGCCAGGCGCGAGGAUGUCAUUUGGUAUCUCAUGUUCGUGUGCACUGUCAUCACGGCGCUCUGCACCUACCUUAUGGGCGGAGGAGCCUUCCUGCCGGCUUUGAUUCUCGCUAUGUGUCGCACAGUCACCCAGGACCAACGUGGCAUGAAGGCCAACUUCUACUUCGUCACUAUUCCCGCCCAGCUGACCCCGUUCUGCAUGAUGCUUGUGUCGCUGCUGUUCCCCGGCGGGUACUAUACCUUCAUGAUCCAGCUCAUGGGCUUCAUUGCCGCCCACCUGUACGACUUCUUGUCCCGGGUGUGGCCCGAGUUCAGCGGCGGUCGCAAUCUGAUCCCUACGCCCGCCUUUCUGUCGCGUCUUGUACAGACACCUCGCUUCAACCAGCGUGGCUACGGCACUGCCGUCCGCGGCGGCGGAGGCGCGCCGGCGCAAACCUCUGGCAGCAGCACGGGCGUGUCUCAGGGUGGGGGUGGAGUUCUGCCGGAUUCGUGGAGGACCCGAGGACCCGGAAGACGUCUGGGUUGA